Molecule: messenger RNA, 7367 nt
Organism: Drosophila montana
Lineage: Eukaryota; Metazoa; Arthropoda; Insecta; Diptera; Drosophilidae
Exons: 4
Coding region: 146-7333 (2395 amino acids)
Source: RefSeq, a predicted model, not a curated record
CGCAAAAUUUUAAGUUUUUCCCUCGAAUUGUGAACUUUUUGCUUCCCGAAUGAGAUUGACGACAUAUUCCGUUUAAAUUACAGAUUUUUUAUUAAAAAAAUAGAAGCAAUUUUCACAACCGAUUGAUCGAAAUUUUUAAUAAAAAAUGUAUAAUUUUAAUGCAAUGUGUUGCUGUCCAAAUAGACGCUGUAACUGCGCCUUCUGUUGCCGCCAUAAUAUGGUAACAAAUACGAGAAAUAGAUGUGAAUGCCGAAAUUAUACCAGCGAAAUGAGUCAGGAGUCCAUCAAAAUAAUACAUAACAUUUCGACUAAGCAAAAAUGGCAAGAGGAUGGUGCCACGUCAAGUGUCACGUCUCGGACAGGAUAUCCGUACUGUUUAACACACUGCGAAUGCCCAGCAAAUAAUCGAGUAGAUGAGAGAGGAGAGGAGACUAUAUCGGCCAAUGGCUCUGGGCUAUUGACGCCAGUUGGAUCUGUUGAAGCAUCAAAUAAAUCUAAAGUCUCCAUGUCAUCUAAAUCGGCCGCAGUGCCUGCUCAGGUUAGCUCAGGUCCGAUGACAAUCCCAAGCGAAUCUAUGGAUGGUCCGAGAAGUGCCUCGGUGUCUUCCAAGUCGCCAAGGGAAUAUCAAAGAGACAGCAAAACAGAGACAACGUCUGAGGUGUUAUCGCCAAUGGGAUCAAUUAAAUCGAAAGCCUCUGUAAUGUCUAAGCCGGCGGGGGAGGUACCUCAGAGUAGCGCUGUCCGCACUUCAGGCUCAAGUCAAAAAAGAGACUCAGUGACAUCCAAAUCUCUAAGGGAAUAUCCAAGGGGUAGCCAAACGGACGCCGUUUCGAGGGAAGGCUAUAAAUUGCCUACGCCAACAGGAUCCAUUGCAGGGCCAAUUAAAAGUAAAGCCUCUGUGUCAUCUAAAACGCGCGGAGAGCUUGCUCAGGAUAACUCUGGUAGAUCUUCUGGAUCUAAAAAGUCCUCUACGGAUAGCUCAAAGACGUCAUUACCUUUGGAAACGAUUGGUGGUUCACCUAAAUCUAAAGCCUCAGCAUCGCCCAAAUUAAGUCGAAGAGUCAGCAAAACGAAGGAUGCUUCGCGAGAUGGCUCUAAGCUUUUAACGCCAAUCGAUUUCACAACAACAUCAACUAAAUCAAGAGUCUCUGCAACGUCCAAAUCGCCGCGAGAGGCAACUCCAGUUAGCUCCGCACGCAGCUCAAGGUCUACUUCGUCAUCGAAGAAUGGAGCAAAGCUGGGGUCUCCGGCUAGGCUAAGUCUAUCAUCACCCACCGAGUUAAGUCCCAGGCAUUCAAGGUCCACUGCGACUUCUAAGAAUGGGGCAAAACUGCAAGAUGAUUUCAAAUUGGGGUCUCCGGUUAGGCUAAGUCUAUCAUCACCCCUCGAGUUUACUCCACAGCUUUCAAAUGAGCAUAGUCCUAAGUCGAAAUUGAUCAGAACUGCUGCAACCGGAGCAAUGUCAAACUCAUUGGCAACAAGCUUUAAAUGUCCUCCAUCCUGUUCCGUGGACUAUAAUUAUCUGAAAAAACUAAUUGCACCGUUAGAAAGAAAUGAAAGAAAACAACAGCCAACCAAAAUCCCAAAACUGGAACCUACCAAAGGUGAGAAGGUGUUGGAGAAGGUCAAGCCAAAGAGGAAGUUGAGGAAGUCGGUGAAGCGAAAACGACCACCUCCUGAAGCCCAAUCCCCAGUUGUUUCUGAGUCGAAGCUCGAGCAAAACCAAAACCAAAACCAAAUCCAAAAUCAAAACAACAAUGAUAUUUGGUUUGACUGCAAUGUGCCCAUACGCGUUAGUAUACCCACAACAGUAUGCUUUGGAAACAUUUGGGAUCUUUUGCCGUGCACUUUGAUGAAUAGCAUGAAUAGAAGCUUUUCCAAAAUGGGUAGCAUAACAGAAACACAGCCCGAUCCCGACAUCAAUGCCUUGGUCAAGUCAGGUCACAACCUGCAGCAGGCUGCAGCAAGGACACCUCCAUCACCAGCUGAACCCUCUUGUAAGUUGUGCAUAACAAUGCGUUCCAUGGGCUAUGGCCCGCCUAUGCUAGCGCCUGUACUCGUCCCGGUGCCGUCUCCUCCAGAACCCGUGCAGCCACAGUGCCUUAAAAAUAUAAACCAAAUGAGCAAAAUGGUUCAGGUGUCGCCUACUGCAGAGCCCGGGCAGCCACAGUGUCUGGAAAAGAUAACCCAAAAUAGCCAAAUGGUUCAGGUGCCGUCUUGCGAAGAGCCCGUCCAGCCACAGGCUCUUGCCAAGAUCCCCACAAAGAGAAAGGUGAUCAAACAGAAGAUAAUGCCAUCACAGCUGAAAAUGUGCAAAAUUUGUUCCCCAACACAAACCACGCCAAAUAAUUCCAAUUCACAGUAUAGCAGUGAUAAUUCCAAUAGUAAAUAUUCGAUGUGUAGCAACAAUUUGUCUGGACGAAGAGCUCCACCAAACUCGGCUUUUACGUUGGCAUGCAAGAGAGCAGGCGCCAAGCGCGAUGGGUUGACUGCCAGUAGGGAGAAUGACAUAAACGAUGCCUUUAACAGAAAGCAAUUAUAUCAAAAUCGUUCGCAAUUUAAAAACAUAGCUACCUCCCCUUUACUGCCGUGCAGCAGAGUAACAAUGAGGUAUAGAACUCCACCCGAGUCAGAGAUGUCGCUCCAGCGCGAGGUUACCAAACGGACAACAUCGAAGACCCUCUCCUGGAAUACCAAUGCACACAAACCCGUCGAACACGAUACCUUCUACUUUGACGAUGCUCCCAUUUGCGAAAGUUAUUCCGAAAACAGCCAAUUCCCUUUAUUCAACAAUGUAUCGCAGUUAUCAUCUCAAUUGGUGGAACAAAAACAAAAUUGCUACAAUUAUAGAGACUUUCAGGAUCUGGAGCAGGAAAGCAAGGCAAAAGCAAAUACAAGAAAGAAAUGUGUGCGCAGUUCCAUGGCUGGUUUACCACCAUUAAGGAAUUUUCUACCUUCUAUUCAGGGUAAUUGCAACAACAGCAUGGUUACUUUUGAAAGUUCUAUGGACCCUAACGAGAAGAGUAUGCCGAGUUCAAUGUAUGAUUAUUCAAUCACGGAUGGUACGGAAAUGGAAUCAGCACAGAGCGAAUUCGCGUGUAACUGCAAAUCUUGUCGAAGAACCUACCAGGAUUCGACCUCAGAGCAGACCAUGGCGAGUUCAUUCAAUAGGGAGGAUCCUAAAACCUAUUCGGAUAAGUCAACCUGUGUUCGAUCGUAUAUUCCGAAUGCUGUAGCUCCAAGCUGUGUGCAUCAAAAACGAAGCAAUACCAAUCGUCCACAAGCGAAGCUUGAAAGUAUAAAUUCCCUGCCGAUGCAGUGCACAGAACCAUCGAAAGAUACCGAGUUUGAAACCAUAUCAAUAGAGACACAUGCUCUUCAAGAUCUGUUAGCUUCCAUUCGAGUGCCAGCUUUAGAUGAUGAACAGAGCCAAGCUCCAAUGCCCCAAUGUGUUUGUUAUAAGAAUAAAUAUGACCCCAAUAGCCGAGUGGACAGAGUCGAUGAACAAAAAUCCAAUGCAACCGAUGAAAUCAGCAUUAAAUGUUCAAAGACUGAUAGAAAACGAAUUCCUUCCCCUUCAACGAACAAAAUAUCCGAGAAUUCGCCGCAGGCAACUGCCACAGCUAACAAAUCCUCCGAAGAGUCGAGGAAACUGUUAGCUGAUCUGGCCAACACUAACAGCUCGAACUGUAGGUCCAGGCUAUCCAUUACCCAAAGCAUUUUAGAACUUAUUAUGGAGGCAAACAAAAGGCGUUUCAGUGGUACGAAUGUGGCGAAGACAAUGCCAUCUCUUAGUGCCUCGGACAUCAGCACAUACUCCGUUCAUAUAAGGAAGUGCUCGUCGCCCCAAAUACAAGAACUAGCCAGUGAGAAGAGCUUGAAUAAAUCAAUGAAUAGUGCUCAAGAUUCCACACUCGAUCAAGUGCAAGAUCAUUGCACAACCGCAACCUGCCCCAAAUAUCUGAGGAAUAAAGAAUCAAAUAUUGAUUCACGUAAAAGGCCGUACGCUUAUGGCCCAAUAAAUGACAAGGUGCGUCGAAAGAAUCUCAAAUUGUGUCUCUUGAAACAGGACGACAGUAAAUUUCUCCCAACCUUGGAGGAAUAUAAGGUGACGGCGUACACACGCGUUUCCAAGAAAUAUUCCUUUCAAAAAGGAGGCAGAGAUUUCGAGUGCGAUUCGAAUGGCAAUUUGAAGCUGCAUCGUUUAAAUGAAACAAAUAUUGCUAAUAUAAUGGAAGAUCUUAAGAAAUUUUGUCAUCGUAUGCCCACGAAGGGUAGGGGCAGGCCCAAAAUGCCGGUUGUACUGAUGCCUUUUCAGCAGCAAGGCAAUCGCUUUGGGACAAUGAUCACCAUAUGCCAACCAGAUGAAUGGCGAGAAAUCGAAUUGUCACUGCCAAGUAUUCCGGGCAAACGAGUAGCCAGCAACAAAUCGCCAUGCGGCUUUUGUCGACCAACUCAACACUGCACAGAUCUUUCCCAGCCAGCUGAGGAGUCAGUUGUUUGUCCUAAGCGCUCAAAUAAAAAGAAAAUAGUCGGGGGAGCAAAGUCCAAUCGCCAAAAAGCCGAAGACGAAGCCAAAGCAUUCAUAAGAGAUAGGCUAAACCGCUCUCAAUCACCGAAAACUGAAACGCAUAGAGAACAAAAUCGUACAGAAUAUAAGAAACCUAUAAAGUCAAAUCGUGUUCCACAUCCCAAAAGAGACGUGCGAGACACUCAUGUUCCCGAGACGUCCCACAAGGCAAGAGUUACUUCAACCCGUUUUGAGUCCCAUAAAAGAGGCUCCCCUCGCACCAAUGAGAGACAAGCUAAUGGAGCACAGGUCAAUCAUCGCGCAUAUACAGUAUCUGUAGCUGCCCGACAGCCCAAAGGCCAAUUUACGGCGCCUCGAUCCGAAUCUACUAAAAACGGCGAUUCCCGCCCAGUUGCAAGACAACCCUGUCGACCACAGAAUAAUUACAAGGAACCUGGAGUAAGGUGUAUUUGUUGUAGGUGUAAUUGUAAGACUGCCAUUAAAACCAGAGAUGCUUUAAAGUGCUGUGGAGGACGUCCUCCCACUGACAGACAAGUUCAGACAUCAAAGAAUAAUCGAGCACAACCUGAAAAAAAGGUAGCCCCCCCUAGCCCCAGAGACGACAUCAAAGCAUUCCCAGAAGCAAAAACUAUUUCCAAUCGUCCUGAAGCUUCCGAAAGAGAUUAUUCUCGCACAGACGAGGGCAUAGCACAAAAUAAUGAAAUGGAACCUGAAGUUUUGGUAGAGUUGAAAGCUGUUUCGCCAGAGCUGAAAGCUGCCCCAAAGACAAGAAGUUAUUCCAAUCGUUCUGAAGCUUCUGAAAGCGAUUAUUAUCGCACAGACAAAGGUCAACCUCAAAAUAAUAAAGUGGAAUCUGAAGUUUCUUUAGAGCUGAAAGCUGACCGAAGUAAUUCCAAUCGAUCCGAAGCUUUUGAAAGCGAUUAUUAUCGCACAGACGAAGGCCAAGCACAAAAUAAUGAAGUGGAAUCUGUAGUUCUAGUACAACUGAACCCUGCCCGAAAGUCAAGCAGUAGUUCCAAUCGUUCUGAAACCCCAAAAAAAGGUUAUAUGCGCACUGAUGAAAGCCACGCCAGUAAAUCAGAGAAAAGUCGUCUAAUAGCAAUAGAUUUCAUUCAUCCCGAAUACAAAUUCGAAGCGCCGCCAAAGCAAGAAUUUAUCCCAUACAGUUCCAGCAAUGAAAGCAAAGUCGAGUCUCCGGAAAUGGGAAGCCGUAUUAGUUCGGAGGUAAUAUAUUGCACAAGGAAAACAUGCCCAUCGAGGUGCCGCAGGUACACACAAUACAACAAUCGGAAUGUGCCUGAGGUAGAGUAUAAGGACCAGGAAUUUAUUCCAAACAGUUCCAGCAAUGAUACAAAGCAAUCAUAUAGAUCACGUUCCAAAGUCGAGUCUCCGGAAAUGGGAAGCCGUAUUAGUUCGAAGGUAUGUUAUUGCACAAGGAAAACGUGCCCAUCGAGGUGCCGCAGGUACACACAAUACAACAAUCGGAAUGUGCCUGAGGUAGAGUAUAAGGACCAGGAAUUUAUUCCAAACAGUUCCAGCAAUGGUACAAAGCAAUCAUAUAGAUCACAUCCCAAAGUAGAGUCCCCGGAAAUGGGAAGCCGUUUCAGUUAUUGCAUAAGAAAAAAUUGCCCUAAGAGGAGCCGCAAUAGGAAUGUGCCUGAGGAAGAGUAUAGAGUGCAAGAUUUUAUCCCAACCAGUUCCAGCAAUGAAACAAAGCAAUCAUAUAGAUUAGUUCCCAAAGUCUCGUCCUCGAAAAUCGGAAGCCAUAUCAGUUCGAAAGUAUGUUAUUGCACAAGAAAAAAGUGCCCAUCGAGAUGCCGCAUGUACACACAAUACGACAAUGGGAAUGUGCCUGAUGAAGAGCAUAAAGAAGUCGUCGUACUUAUGGAAGUGCGCCCUUUGCGCAGCUCCAGCUUAAACGCACCGCGGAAUGAACCCUUAUCUCCAUACAGGCAUAGAGCGGUUGUUCCUGAAAAUAGGGGCCAAAUAUUAUAUGAUUUGAGCCGAAACUUCGACGUGCAACCUUCAGCAAAUUCGACGUCCUUCGAUUAUUCAAAUCGGUCGGUAGAGCAGCAGCAACAACAACAACAGCAGCAGCAAUUCUUAUGGGAUCGACAGAACCGGUAUCUCAGUGAAUUGCAAAAUUUUGCACCGCCACAGAUGCAACCACUGCCGUACCAACAGAGCUUUAGUCAAAACAAUGGCCGUACAAUAUUGCUGCAGGACUUCCACCCAACACAACAAUAUGACGAACAACAGCAGCAGCAGCAGCCACAGUUCCAGCCACAGCCUCAGAUCCAGCCACAGCCACAGCCACAGUUCCAGCCACAGCCUCAGAUCCAGCCACAGCCUCAGAUCCAGCCACAGCCUCAGAUCCAGCCACAGUUGCAGCCACAGCCACAGCCAUAUCAGGAAUACGUGCAGGCUGAUGUUGAGCCACAAAUGCAAUAUGUCGAGGAAGCGGAUAAUGUUGAGCCUCAGUAUUUGAAUAAUUUCGAAGCAAGCGCAGCAACAAAUGAUGCAACAAUGCCGCCAGCAGCACCAGCUGUGAUGAUGCCAAAACUAAUCAACCGGGCACCAGGGCAAUGCUACCCAGAUAGAUGCUGUCAAUAUCAGAGAAACGCCAGAGCUUUGCGCGAAGAUAUGUACCAGCAAACCCUGGCCAAGUAUGGCAUAAUGCGGAUGCCAGGCGAUUGCCCCAGUUCCAGGGCGCGAUGCUGCGUUUCAGACUGUCCGCGUCCAUGCACUGGACAAGAAAAGGGGCAUCAGAAGCAGCAGCAUCAGUUGAGGAGAAAUCUGUAAUAAAUCUUUCCAAAUGCCCAAUUUAUCAGUUUAA